UUUGGAUGUAUAUAAAUGCGACGUCUUGCUGGAUAGUACGCAAUAUAUAUAGAAGUUAUGAACUAUAACGCGAAAAGGAAUAUUGAAUGAUGAGGCUGAUGCCAAGAUGCAUCUUCUAUGGACUAUUUAUUUUUGGAGUUUUUCAUCUUUGCUCAAGUGACCAGUGCGAAUCACGUUUUAGAGCAGAUAGAACAGGCGUCAUCAAAGGACCCACAAAUAAAAAAGAGUGCCGAGGAUUUUCAAGGUGCAAGUGGACAUUCGAUUAUCCAUCCGGGGCUGGUGCACUGACAUUGAGUUUCACAAGCCUCAAUGAUCCCACGCCACAAGCGCGUCUUGAAGUUGCAAAAGCAAAUGGUCAAACCAUCAAACUAAUCAAGUUCCAAGCACAUGGUAAUACUGUUUGUUUUGCAACUUCGAAAUCCGAACAUUGUUCGCAAGAAAUAAAACGCAACAGAUGCGAGACUUACACAGGCGUCGAAAAAUCUCCUUAUGUGGUGUACAAAUGCGAUCCUUCAGCUUUACAAUUUCAAAUCCUAUAUGAGUUUUGGAAUUGUACUGAAGAAACAACAACGCCAGCACAAACAACUCCUAAAAUGACAGAUACAAUAUCAGAAGUACAAAUGACCUCUUCUAUUGAAGCAGAAACAAGAGGAUAUCCGACAUUCGAUUUUAGCGAAUAUAAAAGAGAAGAUACCUCAAUAGCAGAAGAAACAAGCUACUAUAAAACCAGUAUGGUUGCUGAUAUUGAACAGCGAGCAAGGUCAAAUGUCUCACCACUAAACAAGGAAAUAUCAUCUACCGUAGCUGUCAGCCUCGUAGUGCUACUACUGAAUGUUUCGACCUUUUUUUCUUAGUUUCGUACAAAAUGUUGACUUUGUGUAUAACUAUACAAAAACUUCAAAGUUCGACUCCAACAACAGACCCCAUGGGACCUCGGCUACGAUUAAACCAAGGCAAACUUUCUGUCAUACAGAGCAGAAAAGUUAAAUAUUAUGUAAAUAUCGCUACUCAUUUUCCUUAGACAACUUUGGCUUUUUGCUUCAAAAGUCCAUUUAUCUCUGUUUGAUAUACAAUCUCAUACAUGUUACUUAUCAUUUGUUUAUUUUCCAGUUUUGUGACUUCGAAUAUUGGACAAUUUUGUGAAAAUCAGAGAAAUGCAUUUGUUGUCAAGAUAAGGUUAUGGGUUGUGUUGAAGUGGAACCGAAAAUUAAUCAAAAUUCGAAUUAAAAUCGCGAAUGACUAAAUAUUAAUCCGUAAUUACUAACCAUGAAUUUCGUAGCAACCAAUUAAAUGUUGACCAUUUCAACCCAAUCUAAAACAAGCAGACUUUGAAAUUAACGAAAUUAAAUUAUAUCAC
Molecule: messenger RNA, 1357 nt
Organism: Styela clava
Lineage: Eukaryota; Metazoa; Chordata; Ascidiacea; Stolidobranchia; Styelidae
Source: RefSeq, a predicted model, not a curated record